Scomber japonicus (chub mackerel) is the source of this 2616-nucleotide messenger RNA. Its product is annotated as NACHT, LRR and PYD domains-containing protein 12-like. Lineage: Eukaryota; Metazoa; Chordata; Actinopteri; Scombriformes; Scombridae. The record is from RefSeq and is a predicted model, not a curated record. The transcript has 7 exons. Gene Ontology annotation, molecular function: protein binding. The coding region runs from base 1 to 2616 and encodes 871 amino acids.
AUGAAGAGUGACCGGUCCAAAGAUCCUCCUCCAAAGUUUAGUAAUGACUCUGAACCCUCAGACACACAAGGGAAGAAGAGAAAGAAAAUGGGUGUUUCUGAGGAGGAGGAUCCAGUGCCUACCAGUUCUGGAUGCUGGUUCUGCAGACAGUCUGCUUCAUCAGAAGACUCCUCCUGUCCCCAUUGUAGAGGAAGAUCUAUAACAAGACCUGGACUGCAGUCAGACAGUCAGACCAGUACAGUAGAAAGUGAGCAUCAGAUCAGUCUGAGGAAGAGUGAAUGUGUGACUCAAGGAACUGAUGAAGCAGGAAGUGAAAUCCGCCUCAACAGUAUCUACACUGAGGUCUACAUCACAGAGGGACAGAGUGAAGAGGUUUAUACCCAACAUGAGGUGAGGCAGCUUGAGGCAGAUUCCAAGAUGAAGACCCUCCAUGACGCUCCAAUCAAGUGCUGCGACAUCUUUAAAGUCUUACCUGACCAACACAAACACAUCAGAGUGGUUCUGAUGAACGGCGUCGCUGGUGUUGGAAAAACCUUCUCAGUGCAGAAGUUCACUCUGGACUGGGCAGAGGGCUUGGAAAACCAAGAUAUCAAUCUGCUGAUUCUGUUCUCAUUCAGGUCGCUGAACUUGAUCAAAGAUGAGCAGUACAGUCUGAUCAUGCUGAUCCAUGUUUUCUAUCCAACAUUACAGAAGCUCACAGCAGAGAUGCUCACUGUCUGUAAAGUUCUGUUCAUCUUUGACGGCCUGGAUGAAAGCAGACUUUCACUGGAUUUCAACAACAGUGAAGUCGUGUCUGAUGUCACACAGAAGUCAUCAGUCAGUGUGCUGUUGACAAACCUCAUCAAGGGGAAGCUGCUUCCCUCGGCUCUCAUCUGGAUAACUUCUCGACCAGCAGCAGCCACUCAGAUCCCUCCCUCAUGUGUGGACAGGGUAACAGAAGUAGGAGGCUUCACUGACUCCCAGAAGGAGGAGUACUUCAGGAUGAGAUUCAGUGAUGAAGAACAGUCCAGCAGAAUCAUCUCACACAUCAAGGCAUCAAAGACUCUCCACAUCAUGUGUCGAAUCCCAGUCUUCUGCUGGAUCACUGCUACAGUUCUGGACCUCAUGUUGACUACAAAGCAGAGAGGAGAGCUGCCCAAGACCCUGACUGACCUGUACUCACACUUCCUGCUGGUUCAGACAAAGAGGAAGAAGAACAAGUAUGAUGAGGGCCAUGAGAUGAGUCCACAGGAGCUGACGGAGGCUGACAGAGAAGUUCUUCUGAAGCUGGGGAGGCUGGCGUUGGAACAACUGGAGAAAGGAAACAUCAUGUUCUACCAAGAAGACCUGAACCAGUGUGGUCUUGAUGUCACAGAGGCCUCGGUGUUAUCAGGAUUUUGUACGGAGAUCUUCAAAAGAGAGAAGGUGAUCUUCCAGAAAACAGUCUACAGCUUUGUUCAUCUGAGUGUUCAGGAGUUUCUGGCUGCAGUCUUCAUGUACCACUGUUAUGCAAAUGACAACACAAAGGUACUGAGGAACUUUAUGGGAAAAUACUACAUUGACUCAGUCCUGGAUGUCUUCCUGAUUGCAGCAGUGGACAAAGCUCUGAAUAGUAAAAAUGGCCACCUGGAUCUGUUUGUACGUUUCCUUCAUGGACUCUCUCUGGAGUCCAACCAGAGUCUUUUAGGGGACCUGUUGGGUCAGAAAGAGAACAGUCCAGAAAUCAUCCAAAAAGCCAUCUACCGACUGAAGAGGAUGACCACUGAGGAUGUCUCUCCUGACAGAAGCAUCAACAUCUUCCACUGUCUGAUGGAGAUGAACGACUGCUCAGUACAUCAGGAGAUCCAAGACUUUCUGAAGUCAGAGAAGAAAUCAAAGCAUCUUUCUGCGAUCCACUGCUCAGCUCUGGCCCACGUGCUGGAGAUAUCUGAGAAGGUUCUAGAUGAGUUGAACCUGCAGAAAUACAACACAUCACUGGAGGGACGACAGAGAUUGAUUCCAGCUGUGAGGAGCUGCAGAAAGGCUGUGCUUUCAAGCUGUCGACUCUCACAGACUCACUGUGAAGUUGUGGUCUCAGCUCUGAAGUCCGACCCCUCCCAUCUCAGAGAGCUGGACCUGAGCUACAACAACCUGCAGGAUUCAGAUGUGAAGCUGAUAUCUGCUGGAUUGGAAAGUCCAAAUUGUAGACUGGAGGCUCUGAGAUUGUGGCACUGCUUAUUGUCAGAGAUCAGCUGUGCUUCUCUGGUCUCAGCUCUGAAGGUCAACUCCUCCCAUCUGAGAGAGCUGGAUCUGAGCUACAGUAACCCGCAGCAUUCAGGAGUGAAACUACUGUGUGAAUUUCUGGAGCGUCCACACUGUGGACUGGAGACUCUGAGGUUGCGUUUUUGCAGUUUGUCAGAGAUCAGCUGUGCUUCUCUGGCCUCAGCUCUGAAGUCCAACCCCUCCUCCCAUCUGAGAGAGCUGGAUCUGAGUGAAAACAACCUGCAGGAUUCAGAUGUGAAGCUGUUGUGUGAUCUGAAGGAGAGUCCAGACUGCAGACUGGAGACUCUGGUGGAAUCGUGUAGCACCAUCCUGGGGUUCGGACUGAAAGAGGAUCAGCUGUAUCCUGAUGAUCCAGAGAGCUUCAUUCAGCAGUAA